AUGGAUACUUCUUCCUCCUCCUCGACACUGCCGCAAGUAAUCAUUCUCCCCGGCAACGGAUGUGAACAUCCAGAAUCGGCCAUAUGGUAUCCGUAUGUAGCAUCAAAGCUACGCAGUGCUAUUCACUGUGAAACACGUGAGAAGCUGUUUCCAGGUGGGGUUGUGUUGAGACAGUUUCCAGAUUUUUACGUCGGAAGAGAAACUAUUUGGAUGCCUUUCCUGGAGAAGACUUUGAAUGCAGGAGCUGAGCAUGUGUUGAUUGGACAUUCUACCGGGGCUGUGGCGGCGCUCAGAUACCUCGAGUCUCAUCGUGUCUUGGGUGUGGCUCUUGUAUCUGCUUAUCAUACGGAUCUUGACGAACCUAACGAGCGUGCAGCAGGAUAUUUUUCCAGACCUUGGGAUUGGUCAAAAAUAUCGCAGAACGCAAAAUGGAUAACUCAAUUCAGCAGCAGUGAUGACUACUCGGUUCCAAUCGCCGAACAAAGGCACGUUCAUAAUCAAAUUAAAUCGCACUACCGCGAGUUUACAGAUCGUGGCCAUUUUACGGGCAGUGGAGAGUUUCCCGAACUCGUCGACACGGUUUUGGAAUUCAUGAAUGGCGUUUUGCCAGAGAAUGAGUAA
Paraglomus brasilianum is the source of this 621-nucleotide messenger RNA. Lineage: Eukaryota; Fungi; Glomeromycota; Glomeromycetes; Paraglomerales; Paraglomeraceae. The record is from the annotation of a GenBank genome assembly.